Messenger RNA from Cuscuta campestris, 6495 nucleotides. Lineage: Eukaryota; Viridiplantae; Streptophyta; Magnoliopsida; Solanales; Convolvulaceae. The record is from the annotation of a GenBank genome assembly.
CUCUUAUUUAUAUCAUUCCAACCCUAGUAGAAUUGGGUACUAAAGCUGCAAUGUAGUCGCAAUUGAUGAAUAAAUGGUUGCAUGUCUCAUCAUCCUUAGCACAAAGCGCACACACGGUGUUCAUAUCAUGAAAAGGAGCUCCGUGGCCAUGGAUCGAGAGUGGGGUUCGAAGCCGGGGAGCGGAGGAGCCGCCUCCGCUCAGAACGAGGCCAUCGACCGCCGCGAACGGCUUCGAAGAUUAGCCCUAGAGACGAUUGAUCUCGCGAAAGAUCCAUAUUUUAUGCGAAACCACCUCGGGAGCUACGAGUGUAAGCUCUGCUUGACGCUUCACAACAAUGAGGGAAACUACUUGGCCCAUACUCAAGGGAAGCGCCACCAGACCAAUUUGGCCAAGCGGGCUGCUCGCGAAGCCAAAGAGGCGCCUGCUCAGCCGCAGCCUCACAAACGCAAAAUCUCGCUCAAAAAGACAGUGAAAAUUGGCAGGCCUGGCUAUCGGGUGACAAAGCAGUUUGAUGCAGAUACGAAGCAAAGAUCUCUUCUUUUCCAGAUUGAAUAUCCUGAGAUUGAAGACAAUACAAAGCCAAGGCAUCGAUUUAUGUCCUCCUUUGAGCAGAAAAUCCAGCCGUUCGACAAAAGAUAUCAGUUUCUUCUGUUUGCUGCAGAACCAUAUGAGAUCAUUGCCUUUAAGGUUCCUAGCAUAGAGAUUGACAAAUCAACUCCAAAAUUCUUCUCACAUUGGGAUCCAGACACAAAGAUGUUCACUUUGCAAUUACACUUCAAGACAAAGCCACCGGAAGCAAAUAAACCUCAACCUCCUCCUACUGCCAAUGGGACUGAAGCUCCUCCUGCUCCGCCAGCUCAAGCUCCACCACCGCCACCUCCACCACCACAAGGACAUCCCCCUGGAGCUCCACCACCCCGGGGCCCACCCACCGCGCCUGGGUCAGUCCCGCCUCCGCCCAUGGCUAAUGGACCUAGACCCAUGCCUCCAGGUGGCAAUAUGCCUGCCCCUCCACCUCCUCCGGUCGGUGGUGGCCCUAUGCCGAAUUUCAUUCCAGGCAAUAUGAUGGGGAGGCCUCCAAUGAUGCAGCACCCUCCACAAGGGUAUCUCGCUUUUGUCGCUCCCUUCUUCUCCGGCGAUCUAUCUGAUUUCUGCCCCUUCGAAUUCAUGGCUGCUUCCAGCUCCGGGAACUCGAUACCUGCUUCAGAGGCAGUUCAAGUUAUGGUCUCGUCUCUAGCUGAUGACUCUCCCAGAGUCAGAGAAGCCUCCAUGUCUGCUCUCAAGGAUCUCACAUCACUGAACCCACUACUGGUCCUUGAUUGCUGCCUAACUGUUUCAAGAGGUGGACGACGGAGGUUUGGGAAUAUAGCUGGUUUGUUUCAAGUAAUAUCUGUGGCGAUUUGUGCAUUGGAUAAGCAAGAUGUUGAUCCUGCUUUCAUGAUGAAGCUUGCCAAGAUUGCGACAGCUGAGGUUAUAUCAACAAAGGAACUGAGUUCCGAUUGGCAAAAGGCUGCAGCUGGUGUCCUUGUAUCUGUAGGAUCCCAUCUUCCUGAUCUGAUGAUGGAAGAAGUAUUUUUUCACCUCACUGGUUCAAAUUCAGCUCUUCCCGCUAUGGUUCAAAUACUCGCAGACUAUGCAUCAUCUGAUGCUUUGCAGUUUACUCCACGAUUAAAGGGUGUUCUUGCUAGAGUAGUACCCAUUCUUGGGAAUGUGAAAGACAUAUACCGACCAAUCUUUUCAAAUGCGCUUAAAUGCUGGUGCCAGGCAUGCUGGCAGUAUAGUGUGGAUUUCUCCUUGUCACCAGUGCUUGAUGCUGAUGUUGUGUCUUUUCUUAAUUCUGCCUUUGAGCUCCUACUAAGGGUUUGGGCAAUGUCACGGGAUCUCAAGGUUCGCGUAUCUGCUGUGGAAGCUUUGGGUCAGAUGGUUGGUCUUAUUACACGAACACAGUUGAAAGCAGCCUUACCAAGGCUUGUUCCAACUAUAUUGGAGCUGUACAAGAGAGAUCAAGAUGCUGCGUUCGUGGCUACCUGUAGUCUUCAUAGUUUGUUAAAUGCAUCAUUACUCUCUGACAAAGGCCCUCCUUUACUUGAUUUUGAGGACCUUACUGUUGUUUUGUCAACUCUUCUAGUGGUUUGCAGCAAUAAUGAUAAAAAAGAGCAUUCAGAAUUUCAACUGGGACUGAAGACUUAUAAUGAAGUUCAACAUUGUUUUCUAACACUUGGGUUGGUGUACCCUGAGGAUUUGUUUGUGUUCCUUCUUAAUAAAUGUAGGUUGAAAGAAGAACCAUUCACCUUUGGUUCCCUUUGUGUUUUAAAGCAUCUAUUGCCAAGGUUGGCUGAGGCUUGGCACAAUAAACGACCUGUCUUAAUUGAAUCAGUAAAGCUGUUAAUAGAUGAACACAAUUUAGGGGUUCGUAAAGCUCUUGCAGAGUUGAUUGUUGUUAUGGCUUCUCACUGUUACCUGGUUGGUUCCUCUGGAGAGUUGUUCAUUGAAUAUCUUGUACGCCAUUGUGCAAUGACAGAUCUGGAAAAUGCUGAUGAUGAGAGUUCGAAGGAAUCAUCUAGGUUCACACGCAAUUAUAACCCCUUUGUAUAUAACAAAUUGGAGCUUAAGGCAAGCGCUGUCACUCCAACAGAGCUAAGAGGCAUCUGCGAAAAGGGCCUUCUUCUAAUAACCGUGACAGUUCCUGAAAUGGAGCAUGUUCUCUGGCCAUAUCUGUUGAAAAUGAUUACUCCACGAAUUUACACUGGUGCAGUCGCAACUGUGUGCCGAUGCAUCUCAGAGCUGUGCAGACGCAGAUCCUCUGGAAGUAACAUGAUGCUUUCAGAGUGUAAGGCCCGCACUGAUAUUCCACAACCCGAGGAACUUUUUGCUCGCUUAGUGGUACUCCUGCAUGAUCCUCUGGCAAGGGAGCAUUUGGCAACUCAUAUCUUGACUGUCCUCUGGUACCUAGCACCACUCUUUCCAAAGAACAUCAACUCUUUUUGGCAAGAUGAGAUUCCAAAGAUGAAAGCAUAUGUGAGUGAUACUGAAGACCUAAAGCAGGAUCAUUUAUAUCAAGAAUCAUGGGAUGACAUGAUUAUCAGUUUUCUUGCAGAAUCUCUGGAUGCGAUUCAGAGUGUUGAUUGGGUGCUAUUACUAGGAAAUACAUUUGCUAAGCAUUAUGAACUUUAUAAAUCUGAUAAUGAGCACUCUGCAUUGCUUCAUCGGUGUCUUGGCAUUUUGCUGCAGAAAGUUCAUGAUAGAACUUAUGUUCAUGCCAAAAUUAAUCAGAUGUGCAGACAAGCCAAUAUUGCUGACCCUACAAAUAGGCUUGGUUUAGCUAAAGCCAUGGGAUUGGUGGCAGCAUCACAUUUGGAUACCGUUUUAGAUAAACUUAAAGACAUUUUAGACAACAUUGGCCAAACUAUCUUACAAAGAAUUCUUUCUUUUUUCUCGGAUAGAGCUAAAAUGGAAGAAUCAGAUGAUACCCAUGCUGCUCUGGCACUGAUGUAUGGCUAUGCUGCUAAAUAUGCUCCACCAACAGUUAUUGAAGCCAGAAUAGAUGCACUUGUGGGAACCAAUAUGCUUUCACGAUUACUACAUGUACGUCAUCCCCGAUCAAAGCAGGCUAUCAUUACUGCUAUUGAUUUAUUAGGUCAGGCUGUAUUUGGUGCGGCUGAAAAAGGUAUAUCAUUCCCAUUAAAAAGAAGAGACCUAUUACUUGACUAUAUAAUAACUCUAAUGGGCCGAGAUGAGGAAGAUGGGUUUUCUGAAUCUAACAUUGAGCUUCUUCACACCCAGUCCCUUGCUUUAAGUGCCUGCACUACGCUAGUAUCUGUGGAGCCAAAACUGAUUUCUGAAACAAGAAAUCUUAUUAUGAAGGAAACUAUUGGAUUUUUUGGUCUACCAAACGAUCCUUCUGAUGUUAUUAAUCCUCUUAUAGACAAUCUUAUUACCCUUUUAUGCACGAUACUGGUCACAAGUGGAGAAGAUGGCAGGAGUCGAGCAGAUCAACUAUUGCAUAUACUGAGAAAGAUUGAUCCAUUUGUUUCCUCUUCUUUGGAGUAUCAAAGAAAAAGAGGAUGCCUAGCGGCUCAUGAGCUGCUUGUCAAGUUUCGUACUAUCUAUGUCAAUGGAUAUUGUGCACUGGGCUGUCAGGGUAGCUGCACCCAUAGCAAAAAAAUUGACCAUUCUUCCAAUCGCAACCAUUCUAAUUUACCAUCUGCAUUUUUUUUACCCAGUCGUGAUGCAUUGUCAUUGGGAGAGCGGGUAAUGCUAUAUCUUCCUCGAUGCAUAGAUACAAAUUAUGAAGUUAGGAAAGUCUCUGUUCAGAUUCUAGAUCUUUUGUUCAGUAUAUCUUUGUCCCUGCCUAAGCCCAUAAGUUCAAGUCCGAGCACCGAUAUCGAGCGGUCUUAUAAUGCUUUGUCUUCCCUUGAGGAUGUUAUAGCUAUCUUAAAAAGCGAUGCUUCAAUAGAUCCAUCUGAGGUGUUCAACCGGGUUGUAUCAUCUGUUUGUACCUUGCUAAAUAAAGAUGAAAUUGCUGCUGCUUUGCAUGGUUGCUCCGGUUCUAUAUGUGACAAAAUCAAGCAAUCAGCCGAAGGUUCUAUUCAAGCAGUGAUUGAGUUUGUUACGAACAGAAGAAAUGAGUUAAAUGAGAUUGAUGUUUCAAGGACAUCACAAUCUUUGCUCACUGCUGUGUUUCAAGUUACUGAGAAGUAUUUACGUCAGGAAGCUCUUGGAGCUAUAUGUUCGUUAGCUGAAUGCACAAACUCAAAAAUUGUGUUCAAUGAAUUAUUAGCUGCUGCAGGACGGGAUAUGGUGACAAAAGAUAUACAAAGACUACGCGGUGGUUGGCCAAUACAGGACGCUUUUCAUGCUUUUUCGCAACAUUUGGUACUUUCACAUUCAUUUCUGGAGCAUGUGAUAUUUAUCAUCAAUCAGUCUCCUAUCCUGAAGGGUGAUACUUGGAAAGGUGAGAGUUCAAGGAAUUCUGCUGACGGUAGCACAGAGAAUGAUGUUUCACGUACAGCAGUUGUUGCUCUCACCGCUUUCUUCAGAGGUGGUGGAAAAUUCGGGAGAAAAACUGUUGAGCAAAGCUAUGCCUCUGUGCUUGCUACACUUACUCUUCACUUUGGGACCUGCCAUGGUUUAGCUAGUACUGGGGAACAAGAACCACUGCGUGUUCUACUCAAUGCAUUUCAAGCUUUCUGUGAAUGUGUUGGUGAUCUUGAGAUGGGAAAGAUUCUUGCUAGGGGUGGAGAGAAAAAUGAAAAUGAGAAGUGGAUCAAUCUUAUCAGGGAGCUUGCUGGAAGCAUUUCCAUAAAAAGGCCAAAGGAGGUUCCAACUAUAUGUUUGUUCUUAAGUAAAUCAUUGGACUGUCCCCUAAGACUGCAGAGGGAAGCUGCUGCUGCCGCAUUAUCUGAGUUUUUACGAUAUAGUGAUGGCUUUGGUUCUCUUUUGGAACAGAUGGUUGAAGCAUUGUGCCGUCAUGUGUCAGACGACUCUCCAACAGUGAGACGUCUCUGUCUAAGAGGUCUUGUUCAGAUGCCAUCCAUCCAUGUCCUUCAAUACACUAUUCAGAUUCUUGGGGUAAUACUAGCUUUGCUAGAUGAUUCAGACGAAUCAGUUCAAUUAACUGCAGUUUCAUGUUUAUUGAUGGUUCUAGAGUCCUCCUCAUCUGAUGCUGUGGAACCUGUACUGCUCAACCUUUCAAUUCGGCUUCGCAAUCUUCAAGUUUGCUUCAAUGCAAAGAUUAGAGCAAAUGCCUUUGCAGCAUUUGGUGCACUCAGCACCUAUGUCGAAGGCCCGAUACUUGAUUCAUUUCGUGAACAGAUUCAUGCUGCCUUCCCCCGUAUGAUUCUACAUCUUCACGAUGAUGAUACAAGUGUCCGACAAGCUUGCCGGACCACUUUAAAAUGUCUUGCUCCAUUAAUUGAAAUUGAGUCAAUCCCUGCUCUUCUCAAUGCACUUCGGUUCAGUUCGGACCAUAGAAGUGAUUAUGAAGAUUUUUUGAGAGAUCUUGCAAAGCAACUCACUCAGUAUCUUGGCCCCCGAGUUGACACUUAUGUGUCAGCAAUAAUACAGGCAUUUGAUUCUCCAUGGCCAGUUAUUCAAGCCAAUGCCAUUUAUUUGUGUAGCAGUAUGCUUGCGCUUUCAGAUGAUAAGCACAUCUCAGCCCUUUAUUAUAGCCAGGUGUUUGGAUUAUUGGUGGGAAAGAUGAAACGUUCCAGAGACGCAAUUGUUAGAGCGACGUGCUCUGCAUCUCUGGGGCUGUUACUAACAUCUUCCUCCAAUUCAAGCUCAUGGAAGGAUUCUCGGCUUGAUCAAGGAGACCCCACAAGGACCCAUGAACAAGAGUCAACCCGGAAAUAAAAGUCUGAACUGACCGUGUUGUUAUUGGGGGCGAGCAUUUGUGGGCUCCGCCGUGGAUCAUACGCAACAUCAUCUCUAAGUCUCUAACUCAAUCAAGUCUCCAUGGAGAUUUCUUGGAAGAGGCGCUUCGUACAGGUUUA